AGGUGGGGGCGGACCCGGAAGUGCUCGGCCGCGCCCGCGACCCCGGCGCCCCGGAUGGGGAAGGAGACGGGCGACCGUCUUACCCCGGCCGCGCAGCCCCAGGAACUGCGGGCAGGAACUUGGCUGUAUUGUCCUGCCUCAGAGAGCAAACUCAUCUACUGCAGGCCUGGCCUGGGUUGCUGCCUUUGAAACUCGGAACAAUACCAACCAUACCACAGCAUGGAAUUUCUAGAGAGGUCUUAUUUCAAAACUUUAUAAAGAACAAGAACCACAUGGACUUGUGCAAGGGAGGUGGAACUGGCCUGUGUUUGAGGGAGAGGAUCAUGUGUGCCCAACCUGGAACUAACACGAAGGAGGCCAAGUGGCAGAAGAUCUUGUAUGAACGACAGCCCUUUCCUGAUAACUAUGUGGACCGGCGUUUCCUGGAAGAGCUCCGGAAAAACAUCUAUGCCCGGAAAUACCAGUACUGGGCGGUGGUAUUUGAGUCCAGCGUGGUGGUACAGCAGCUGUGCAGUGUCUGUGUUUUUGUCGUUAUCUGGUGGUAUAUGGAUGAGGGUCUUCUGGCCCCCCUGUGGCUUUUUGGGACUGGCCUGGCUUCUUCACUGAUUGGUUAUGUUUUGUUCGAUCUCAUUGACGGAGGUGAAGGACGGAAGAAGAGUGGGAGGACCCGGUGGGCUGACCUGAAGAGCGCCCUCGUUUUCAUUACUUUUACGUAUGGUUUUUCGCCAGUGCUGAAGACCCUGACGGAGUCUGUCAGCACAGAUACCAUCUAUGCCAUGGCGGUCUUUAUGCUCUUAGGCCACCUCAUUUUCUUUGACUAUGGCGCCAAUGCUGCCAUUGUAUCCAGCACGCUGUCCUUGAACAUGGCCAUCUUUGCUUCUGUCUGCCUCGCGUCACGCCUGCCCCGGUCCCUGCAUGCCUUCAUCAUGGUGACAUUUGCCAUCCAGAUUUUUGCCCUGUGGCCUAUGUUACAGAAGAAACUGAAGGCGUGUACUCCCCGCAGCUACGUGGGAGUCACACUGCUUUUUGCAUUUUCAGCCUUGGGAGGCCUGCUGUCCAUCAGUGCUGUGGGAGCCAUCCUUUUUGCCCUUCUGCUGGUUUCCAUCUCUUGUCUCUGCCCUUUCUACCUCAUUCGCCUGCAGCUUUUUAAAGAAAACAUUCAUGGGCCUUGGGAUGAGGCCGAAAUCAAAGAAGACUUGUCCAGAUUUCUCAGCUAAGUUAGAGACUUCCAUUCUGUUAUUAAGGCAAGCUGAUAGAGUAGCCUCCUAACUAGUAUAAGAUUUGAAUCUUACAAGAGUCCCAUUCUGGAAGCAAUGUACCAAUGUGGGUUGGGGAACAGAGAUCAAAAGAAAAAACUAACCAAAGGCGUGGGUGGUGAAGGUGCUUGCCCUUUCUGUUAUUUUGUGGAUGAAAAAGCUUCCUGGGGCCCUCUUGAAUUCUUGCCUGUCAUCCACUGUAACAAAGUGAUGUGGUUUCUAUUUAUUAAAUAACACAUCCAUUAAGUUGUCUCACGAUUUUUCUGUAAGCAGAAGGCUGACGGAAGGGGCGUGAAGAUUGAAGAGAGAAUGAAAAUAUGUGUGUUGAUGAGUAAAGUCACUUCGCUCUACCUUUAUCUAGAGCUCAAAUGCUAGAAUCCUGGAUGCUGUGCUCUCUUAUUGGCUAAGAUCACAGAAUCCGUCACUUCACCUUGACUCCCGAGUUUCUCCUUCGUUCUCAGUGAAGCAUGGACACACUACAAGGGAGAGUGUGAUGUUCAUAAUACAUAAUCAGAAUGCCAGGGCAUUCAGAGAGGCUGAAGUAGUUAGGAACUAUUUGCUAGAGGAGGUGGCAUUUGAGCUUGGUCUUGGAGGUUAGGCGGGAUUUAGGUAAAAGAUGGUUUUAGGGCAAGGUGGCAAAGGCCUUUAGGAACCAGGUCAGUAAUAAGAACAAGUGAAGCCAGCAGACUUCGUGUGACGAAUGGCAGCUGAACGCUGAAUGGAGUGCGCCCUGACCAGCGAGGGCAGCCGCCGCUCCCCCUGAGGGUUUCUAGCCAGAACGUAGGCCUGGCUGCAGAUCUGGAAAAAGUUCUGAGUAAAAUCCGAAAUGAAAUCUCAGUAUCACAAAUGUGAUUUUUGUCAAAUUCUGUCAAAUUUAAAUCUGGACAGAAACCACACUUGGAUGCAGCCUGAGGCCACCAUUGUGCCACAUCUGUUGUUCGGGUGAGCACAGAGGUGAGGAAGUGUUUCAUGGGGGUUCAGGGUUAUGGGGAUUGGAGGAAAAGUUGGAACAGGAGGUUUGCGUGACAGGAACUUGGGCUUUAUACUGUGGGUCAUUGGGAGCAAUCCAGCUUAUCUAAGCAGGGAGUAAAUGAUUAGAUCAUGGGCUGAUUAUGCAACUGCUCCAUGUCUUGUUUUUCAUCUGUAAAGUGGGAAUGGAAUCUGCAGAACGCUCUGAAGAGCCCUGGACAUGUGGCACUACGUCCGUGUCGGCGGCCACUGUCACCAAGUUGAUCAGUAGGAAGGCUGGAAGACGACAAAGUACAAAACGCAUCAGGUGCUUCCCAGAGGAGCUGGUGUCUCACGAAAUAACUCACUUGGGGCAAGUCCCUGAACCAUCUCACUGGAGAUUAGCCUCAAGUCAGAAAUUUCUUCAGAGGUAGUCGUCUUCCGAAAGAGUUCUGCUGUUUUUCUCCGAACACAGAUUUCUCAAUGUCUUGAACUAGUGUGUUCAGUACUGUCACCUCACAUCAUUCUUUUUCUGAUUUGAAUUUGGACUGAUGAGUAUAGUGUUUCAUUAAAAUGGGUAGUUUUCCCUAAGGCACGUUGGAUUUUUUUCGCAGCCCCAAGGACACUGGCUCAUGGGGAGAGAUGAUCUUGGAAACUGACUUGAGCUCAAAGUGUCCAUCCACUGCCUGUGUUGGCUGUGGCCUUUUCAUGCCUCGGGAGAGGCCAGAACUGGCUCGUAGUUGCUAUAUGGUUCACAUCAGGAACAGGGCCAGGUGUUAGUGGUUGAAGGUAGUAAAGAAUUGUUUAAAAUUGUGCAUUA
This is a messenger RNA of Zalophus californianus (California sea lion), 3024 nucleotides long. It is a transcript of the gene PIGC, whose product is annotated as phosphatidylinositol glycan anchor biosynthesis class C. Gene Ontology annotation, biological process: GPI anchor biosynthetic process. The record is from RefSeq and is a predicted model, not a curated record. Lineage: Eukaryota; Metazoa; Chordata; Mammalia; Carnivora; Otariidae. The coding region runs from base 273 to 1217 and encodes 314 amino acids. Gene Ontology annotation, cellular component: glycosylphosphatidylinositol-N-acetylglucosaminyltransferase (GPI-GnT) complex; membrane. The transcript has 2 exons.